AUGUGGUCUAAAUAUUUGAAUUUAUUAGCAUUAAUCACUUUAUUAAUUGGUUCUACCCAUAGUAAAGAACGUGGUCUUCUUAGUAGACUACUCAGUGGUGGAUCAUCAAAAAGUGUAUCAAACAGUGAUGGAGAAAUGGUACGUGAACGAUCAAAAAUACGUGAACUGUUGAGAAAUCCGAUUGUUAUUGGUUUAUUGAGUGCUGCUGUCGGUAUGCUUAUUCAAAAAGCUCUUGAAUCACGAAAUGUAGAUAAAAACAGUAUAUGUGAAAAUAAUUAUGUCAAAAUGGCAUCCAUGGCAUCAGCAACAAAUCCACAACUAAAGCAAUUAUUAGAUGUAUUGGGCUGUACAGAAAAAUCCAAUAUUAAAAAACCAUCAACAAGUUCUACCGAUGAUGAGUCAAAUAUAACAGACGCAAUCGGUGAUGAUGGUAGUCGGGAUGAACAUAUCAGUAAAUUAAGUUUACUCAAGGAGAUAUUUAGAGGUGAGAAAGGUGCAAAGCGAAAAUUUCUUAAGUCACUAUUUGGACUAAAAAGUAAAGAAAGGAAAGCUGGUGAAAAAUUACCAAAAAGUAAUUAUGAGUUGGAUAAGAGUGACGCACAAACAAUGAAUGAUUUACAAAAAGAACUAAAUGAACAUGGAAAUAAAUUUGAUUAA
Molecule: messenger RNA, 657 nt
Organism: Didymodactylos carnosus
Lineage: Eukaryota; Metazoa; Rotifera; Eurotatoria; Philodinida; Philodinidae
Source: the annotation of a GenBank genome assembly